AUGGCGGACGAGGACGUUGCCAUCUACGACGAGAUUGAAAUCGAAGACUGCACAUACGACGAAACGCUCCAGAUAUACCACCACCCAUGUCCUUGCGGCGACCGCUUUGAAAUUUCCCUGGCGGACAUGCGCGACGGCGAGGAUAUUGCACGCUGUCCAAGUUGCAGUUUGAUGAUCAGGAUAAUAUUCGAUCCGUCCGAUCUCCCUGAGGAGAAGCAAGACUCGGCGCAAGGCAUUGCCAUCACUGCUUAG
Westerdykella ornata is the source of this 252-nucleotide messenger RNA. RefSeq names its product zf-CSL-domain-containing protein. The transcript has 2 exons. NCBI's taxonomy places the organism in Eukaryota, Fungi, Ascomycota, Dothideomycetes, Pleosporales, Sporormiaceae. The coding region runs from base 1 to 252 and encodes 83 amino acids. Gene Ontology annotation, biological process: protein histidyl modification to diphthamide. Gene Ontology annotation, molecular function: metal ion binding. The record is from RefSeq and is a predicted model, not a curated record.